AUGAUUGAUGCUUCCUGCCUGUUCGAUUCGGAAGAAGAAGAAGAUGACGAGUCUAAAAAGAAAACUCCUGAAGAGCGAAAAUUUAUAUUUAGAAGAGAAUUGAGAGCAAUGCUGUAUGGAUUUGGUGAUGAAAAGCAACCAGCAGAAAAUACAUUGGAAGUUUUGGAACAGAUAGUGAUGGACUAUAUUAGAGAAGUGUGUAGAAAAGCUUUGGAAGUUGGCAAACCAAAUCGAAUAAAUUUGGAAGAUAUUCAUUAUUUAAUACGAAGAGACCAAAAGAAAUUUGGGAGAGUCAAGGAGCUUUUAUCUUUAAGUGAAGAAUUGAAAAGAGCUCGAAAGGCGUUUGAUGAUGUUAAAGAAAUUUGA
Meloidogyne enterolobii is the source of this 366-nucleotide messenger RNA. The record is from the annotation of a GenBank genome assembly. NCBI's taxonomy places the organism in Eukaryota, Metazoa, Nematoda, Chromadorea, Rhabditida, Meloidogynidae.